Trichoderma aggressivum f. europaeum is the source of this 834-nucleotide messenger RNA. RefSeq lists its product as uncharacterized. Gene Ontology annotation, biological process: mycotoxin biosynthetic process. NCBI's taxonomy places the organism in Eukaryota, Fungi, Ascomycota, Sordariomycetes, Hypocreales, Hypocreaceae. Bases 1 to 834 code for a protein of 277 amino acids. The record is from RefSeq and is a predicted model, not a curated record. The transcript is spliced from 4 exons.
AUGGCUUUCCAAUAUCGACAACUUGAAGCAUCUUUGGCUAGCGAGAAGCUUGGUCGUUUAUCGUCUGACUCUACUUCAACUCUGCAAGCGAUUGAUGAUCUCGACUAUUUAUCAGACAAAACAGAAUUGGGUUACAAAACCUCCCUCCGCGAAUCAGCCUCAGGAUGGAUUAAAUCGAAAUGGCCCUGGGUUGCACAUGUAGCUUCGCUUGUUAUCUCAUGCGGGAUGCUCGCCAGCGCGCUAAUAUUGCGAUCAUCCACUCUGCUUCUUGUUCGUCAGAUUUCUGCUUGGUCGCCCGCCGACAUCUCUGUUAGAUACGAUCAUGUUCGAUACAACCUUACAACAAAGGGUAAUCCCUUCGUAGGUGUUGGCCCCGAGGUCGAUAGAGUUUGGAGGGAGAUUUCGUACGAUAUGGGAGACCAGUGGAUAUCAAAGUCCGACUUAUGGAAGUUGGAUAUGCCAGAGACUUCGCUCAAGACCAACCAUCCUACCACUGGGGAGGAAGGGUACAGAGUUGGCAUGGAAGUCUUUCACCAUUUGCACUGCCUCAAUCUUCUGCGACGAGUCACCUAUAAGGAAUACUACGAACCUCUUGGCGGAGAGUUUGCUCAUGGCCCGGAAGCCCUCCAAGCUCACACAGAUCACUGCAUCGAAGUACUUCGCCAAAAUAUUCAAUGUAACGCGGAUAUCGGUCUCUUCACUUUCUAUAUGAUUCCAGACGAUCCGCUUGCUUGGCCCGAAUUGAACUCGAAGCAUGUCUGUCGAAAUUUUGACAACGUGCGCGAGUGGGCGCUAGACCACUCAGUGGGAAAUAUGGAGGUGCUGGAGGACUAG